Messenger RNA from Xiphophorus hellerii (green swordtail), 559 nucleotides. RefSeq names its product centrosomal protein of 295 kDa-like. NCBI's taxonomy places the organism in Eukaryota, Metazoa, Chordata, Actinopteri, Cyprinodontiformes, Poeciliidae. The coding region runs from base 71 to 517 and encodes 148 amino acids. The record is from RefSeq and is a predicted model, not a curated record. Gene Ontology annotation, biological process: regulation of centriole replication. The transcript has 4 exons. Gene Ontology annotation, cellular component: cytosol; centrosome; centriole.
CGUCCAGGAGUCCCUCUGGAGUCCCGGCAGGAACCUGCAGGACGUCUUCCAGCGUCGGUGCCGGGUUCUCAUGCAGCGGUCCGACCGCCGCGUUCAGGAGAUCAAAGACAAGCGGGCCGCCGCCAGGAACGGACCCCCGAGUCGGGUUCUGGUCGAAGGACGGGACCCGGGUAGAGCCGCUGUCCAGACCGUCCCCAGGAAGGAGACGGCAGAGUCCCAGAGUACGACAGCGGACAGGAAGAGAGCGGAGAGGAAGCUCCGCCCACCUCCACCAGGUCGCCGCUCCAGUCCUCAGAUCGGAACCGACGUUCGGAUCAGCGAUCCGGAUCAGAGGAAGCGGAACCUGUCAGAGAUGCACCAGCGGACCCAGAGGCUGUACGAGCAGCUGGAGGAGGUGAAGCAGCAGCGAGCGGCCCGCAGCCGGCAGGAGGACUGGGCCAGGAACCGGCUGAGGGCCAAGGAGUUCCACAGGAAAACGCUGCAGAAGCUCCGAGCCAAGCAGACGCCAACGUUUUAAUUUAUCACCUUUAUUUAAUAAAAACUCAGAUUGUUUUAAAGA